Messenger RNA from Vigna angularis (adzuki bean), 1966 nucleotides. Its product is annotated as probable plastidic glucose transporter 1. NCBI's taxonomy places the organism in Eukaryota, Viridiplantae, Streptophyta, Magnoliopsida, Fabales, Fabaceae. The coding region runs from base 56 to 1426 and encodes 456 amino acids. Gene Ontology annotation, cellular component: membrane. Gene Ontology annotation, biological process: monosaccharide transmembrane transport. The record is from RefSeq and is a predicted model, not a curated record. The transcript has 10 exons. Gene Ontology annotation, molecular function: hexose transmembrane transporter activity.
UUCCUUCGCGUCCUUCAAUUUAUAUAAUUAUUAACUUUUCAUUUCAAUUUGAAGGAUGAAUUCCCUUCAUUCGGUUUCAGCAGCGAUUGUCUAUACUCAAUGCGACCCAAUUCGCAAACCCCUUUCCUUCUACAAAGCCAAAACCAAACCUCACAAUCUCAGUUGCUCCUUUCGCCACCCUUCUAAUAAGCUAAGAGUUUCAGCCCUCAAAAGCGACCCGCCCGAGUCGCAUCACACUCGUAACUUUGCCGAUGACGAAAGAGCAGAGAAAUUCCCAUUGCGUCAAAAAGAUGCAAAUUUUGAUUCGGGAUGGUUGCCUGCAUUUCCCCACGUUCUUGUUGCUUCCAUGUCCAAUUUUAUAUUUGGGUAUCACAUUGGAGUCAUGAAUGGUCCUAUUGUUUCCAUUGCUCGGGAGCUUGGUUUUGAAGGAAACUCUUUGAUCGAGGGACUCGUGGUCAGUAUAUUUAUUGCUGGUGCAUUUAUAGGGAGCAUAAGUUCUGGUUCGUUGGUGGAUAGACUUGGUUGUCGGCUCACAUUUCAGAUUGAUAGCAUACCCUUAAUCCUUGGGGCAAUAAUAAGUGCACAAGCUCACUCCUUGAAUGAGAUAAUUGGGGGAAGACUUCUUGUUGGUUUUGGUAUAGGUGUUAAUACGGUUCUUGUUCCAAUAUAUAUCUCCGAGGUAGCUCCAACAAAAUAUAGGGGUGCCUUGGGGUCUUUAUGUCAAAUUGGCACUUGCCUUGGCAUUAUUACUUCACUAAUUCUUGGAAUACCCUCUAAGAAUGAUCCACAUUGGUGGAGGACAAUGCUGUAUAUUGCUAGCAUCCCAGGUAUUCUGGUUGCAAUCGGUAUGCAGUUUACCGUUGAUAGUCCAAGGUGGCUUUGCAAGGCUGGGAGAAUAAAUGAUGCUAAAACAAUAAUACGUGAGCUUUGGGGGGAGUCCAAAAUUGAUAGCGCAAUUGAGGAAUUUCAAUCAGUCUGCAACAAUGAUGGCUGCGAUUCGGAUAGCAGAUGGUCAGAGAUCUUGGAGGAGCCACAUUCUAGAGUUGCCUUUAUUGGAGGUGCUCUUUUUGUACUGCAGCAGUUUGCAGGCAUUAAUGGAGUUCUUUAUUUUUCAUCGUUGACCUUUCAAGAAGUUGGAGUUGAAAGUAGUGCUGUAGCAAGCUUGUUUGUUGGGCUUACUAAUUUUGCAGGUGCUGUUUGUGCAUUAUACUUAAUUGAUAGGGAAGGGAGACAGAAACUUCUAAUAGGAAGCUACCUAGGAAUGGCAAUUUCAAUGUUUCUUGUGUCCUCUGCUAUCUUCUGUCCAUUGGACGAGCAACUCAGCAACAACUUAUCAAUACUGGGAACUAUUUUGAUCUCUAACACGCCCAUCACGAUGAGGAAUGAACAUCUUGAGCAUGGGAGGAUAUAUUUACAUGUGGUCUAACAAGAGUUCGAUAAGAGUGGCAUAACAGCCCCAAAGAACUUGACUACGAUAGGCUCUGAAUAGUUUUGUUAUCAUCUUAAUAAGUGGAUUUAUGCUUAACUCAAUAUCCGUUUUAUCUUAAUAGUAUUGUUACCAUCUUAAUAAGUGGAUUUAUGCUUAACUCAAUAUCUCAAAACGGACUUGUAAAGUGAGAAUUAUACUUCAUUUAUAAAUUAUAAUCUAGCAUUAUUCUUAGUCAAUGUGGGAUCUGCAUUAGUAACAGAAAACUAAUAACCAAGGAGUCAGUUUUUCAACUGCUUUAUAUACAAUAUUCACACAUAUAGCAUUGCAACAUUAAGCAAUGGCCACUAUUAGGCAAUGAAAUACCAUGAUGUUUUUCCUAAUUCAUUAAUCACAUUUAAAAUGUAUUUUCUUUAAAAUUUAGCAUAAUUCCUUUAUUAUUUAUUAACAUGAACAUAGAUGAUAACUUGAAGAUUUUCCUCGUUUUUAUAUUUUCUACAAGAUUCAGACUAGGAAGGCCCACUUUUCCUUUAUAUUAUU